Molecule: messenger RNA, 942 nt
Organism: Octopus sinensis (East Asian common octopus)
Lineage: Eukaryota; Metazoa; Mollusca; Cephalopoda; Octopoda; Octopodidae
Exons: 5
Coding region: 444-869 (141 amino acids)
Biological process (GO): mitochondrial respiratory chain complex I assembly; mitochondrial respiratory chain complex IV assembly
Cellular component (GO): mitochondrial inner membrane
Source: RefSeq, a predicted model, not a curated record
UAAGAGUUUGCAGAUCUUCGGCGGGGUCACUAGCUUAAAAGCCCUGUCGGGCGGCUUUUAAGCUAGUGAGGUAUAAGUAUGAUUAAUUAAACUUUUCCUUCCUACAUUAAAUACGAUGCCGCUCAAUUGAAUAUUUUGUUAUUUUGCAAAGCUGAGCUUAAUAUAUUUCUAACACUACGAAAAAGGCAAAGGGUAACAACUCCAGCGAAUUAACAACAAAACCCAAUGUCUUCUCUAGUGACUUAGCACGACAUAGAAACCGAUUAAACGGUGUUACAUUUGACUAUAAACAUCGUGGCAUUAUGUCCCUUUAACUAAAGGAAAUAUACAACUACCAACUGAUACAAAAAUUAAUUGCAUUACACAAUUCUCUCUACAUGAAGCACAGCAAAUUUAAGAUCACAUAAUGUCGCGUUAAAUUCACUUUGACUAAAAAAAGAGCCAUGCCUAUCCCAUUCCAUGUUCUACGGAACAUUGCUAUUGUUGGAGGGUUCAUUUCCAUUGGAGGUGCUGGAAUUUUUACGACGAAGUUAAAAUAUAAAUUCAAACAAGCAGACUAUUUCAUUGAAUCAGUGUCUCUUCUACGCAACUAUACUCCAAUUGAAAAAUAUCUUGGUCAACCAAUUGUAGUGAAAAGCAUUGAUCUUGGUGACACUGAGAACAAUGUUGUUGGUGCCCUGGGUGCAAAGAUUGCAAUUCCUGUAUGUGGUCCUAAAGACAAAGGAAUUCUUUAUUGCUGGGCUACUCGUGAAAAUACAGAUGAAAGAUGGCUGGUUGACAAACUUGAAAUUGAAAUAAAGAAAACAAAGCAGCGAUGGACAUUUUAUGAACGACCAAUAACAAAAGAAAAUGAAGAGAAAAAGUUAUGACAAUAGGAGACUGUUAAUUAUUUUAAACCAAAUUUUCAAAAUUAAAGAAAGAAUAUUGUUGAUAUAUUGUUAA